UUUAGUAUUUAAACCACAACGGAUCGAGUCUCUUAGCGCAUUAUACCGACCAAUUCAAAAGCUUGUUUUUUUUUUCAUAUUAAUUAAAAAUUUACUUUUGUGUCUUACAAAAUGUAUACUGAUAUACCACAAUUCACAAGAUGUUGUUUUUGUGCUCCAUUGAGAAUAGGCCUCAUGUCUUGGGGUUACAUUAAGUUGAUACUGUCACUUGUAUUAUGGGGAUUUGUCAUCAAUGGAUUUGUAGAAAUAAGUGUCCGUUCUUUGUCGACCCCGGUGGGGCUCAUACUAUUUGUCAUUGCACAAAUAAUUGAUAAUAUAUUUACAGUAAUUCUAGUGGUGGCAGCUCAUAAGAAACACGAUAAGCUUUUCUAUGUAUACUUUAUUUAUUCUAUAGUCUUCUUGGUAUUUCUUGUAAUGAUCUGUGGACUACAUAUAGUACAAAUGUUUAUGAGUGCAAUGUCUUACCCUCAUCCGUACGUUGUGCAAAUUUUAAUAUUGGUCAUCGCAUCAUCAAUUACAUUAUUAAUGGAGCAAGUAUAUAUAAUUCUGCUAGUCCGGUCCGAGUUGUACAAGUUACGAGACCGCACGAAUAUCCAGUUCAGCAACCAUGCAGGAGAAGCCGAGUGCAGCGCGUAUGUGGAGAAAAAACAUUCAACGACUUCAGACGACCCCACCCUGUCGACUAUAUGUUAUGAAAACCAAAUAACAGAAGCAAUACUUUUAUUUUAUGUACUAGUGAACGCAUGGGAGUUCCUUACAAGAAACUUCUAUCUAACCAUCUCUUUGACGGUGUUAUUAGUAGACCUCAGUUUCAGUAUAGUACUUGUAAUAGCAACUCAUAAGAAACACGAAAGACUAUUCAAAUUCUAUUACAUAUACACUAAGGUCAUAAUGGGGAUGAUGUUAUGCUGUUUUAUUAUAGAUUUAGUGUUUACCGCCCUAUUUUUGUACACUAAUGGAACGUAUGCUGUUCUCUUCUUAGAUGUCGCUGUAACUAAUUUUGUGGCGACGUUUGGUAUAUUAUUAUUACAAGCAUACAUAACUUUGUUGGUGCGAUCCGAGCUGGUCAAACUACAAGACAAGUCCAACAUUCAGUUCUUCAACCACACCUGCCAUCCUGAAGAACCAUGCACUGCUGUCAUCAACAUAACAUAGUCUGCCCUUUCAAAGACAUGCCCCCUUACUCACGAACGGAUCGAAUCAUGUCUUUAAGGUUAACCGUAGAGUAAAAAAGAUAAAACAUACCUAUUUUAUCAACGCUCGUGAAUCGACCCUUUGUUCCAUUUUUAAAUACCUACUACUAAAUAUUUUGAAAAGUGGAUGAAAUGAACAUUGAACACUACAAUUUAUUUAAUAACAAAAUCAUAACUGUUGUCAGCCCACUAACAACCUGUCGUGUCACAGCUUACCUAUUAAGUACUUAAUAACAAAGAUGAUUACAAACUAAAAUUAUGUUUACAAAUUGUACAGUCCCUGAAUAGCAUCAACAUGAGUGUGCCCAGAAGCCUGGCAGCAUUGCUAUUUUGAAUAUUACUGGCAAAUUGUUAAUCAUUCCCAAUAUUGUUUAAUGUCAAAUGUUCAAAUCCCAAUCUUUUGUUUCUGGGAAAUAAAUUAAAGUUUCGUUGUACAUGUAUGAUCUCAUGUAAUAAAAUACUAAAUAAUAGAAAUACCUUAUACUAUACAUAUAAGUAUAUUUUUUAUAAGUUUUCUCGCUCCAACAGAGGAAUAGGUAUGUUCCAUAAAAUACAUACGUAAGUACAAGUACAAGUGUACAAAAAAAGGAAGACUUAAAAUAAAUGUGCUGUGUGGUUCCCGGCACCAAUAUAAAAAAGAAUAGGACCAUUCCAUCUCGUUCCCAUGGAUGUCGUAAAAGGCGACUAAGGGAUAGGCUUAUAAACUUGGGAUUCUUCUUUUAGGCGAUGGGCUAGCAACCUGUCACUAUUUGAAUCUUAAUUCUAUCUUAAAGCCAAAUAGCUGAACGUGGCCUAUCAGUCUUUUCAAGACUCUUGGCUCUGUCUAGCCUGCAACGGAUAUGGACGUGACUAUAUGUAUGUAUGUAUGUAUGUAUGUAUGUAAAAUCAAAAAUUCGUCGUUACAUUUAUUUCCCUUUUUCAUUCUUAUAUGCUUAAGUUAUCUAUACUAUAUCUACUAAUCUCAAUUUUACUGCUUUAUUUUUUGUCAUUUCAUUUUUCAGUAUUGAGGUAGGUAUCACCAAACUUUUAUCUUUUUAGGCUGGUAAAGAAUUAUAUACUUUUUGUCUAAUUAUCAUGCUGUUCCAGAAAUACAGAUAAUUUAUUUAUAAUGUAGGUAUUUACUUAUAAGAUCAUGUCCGCAGAUCCGCCUGUGUAUAUAUUUUCUUUUGCCAUGUUCAUUUCAGAUAAAUUUUCUUUCUUAGCGCUCCCCUAGGUACUUCUAAUUUGAACUUACUACGGCCAGCAUGUCUGCAUAUGCA
Amyelois transitella is the source of this 2452-nucleotide messenger RNA. RefSeq lists its product as uncharacterized. Bases 112 to 1155 code for a protein of 347 amino acids. Gene Ontology annotation, molecular function: G protein-coupled receptor activity. Gene Ontology annotation, biological process: sensory perception of chemical stimulus. The record is from RefSeq and is a predicted model, not a curated record. NCBI's taxonomy places the organism in Eukaryota, Metazoa, Arthropoda, Insecta, Lepidoptera, Pyralidae. Gene Ontology annotation, cellular component: membrane. The transcript is spliced from 7 exons.